AGAGAGAGAGGAGAGAGAGAUUCACAGUUGCUCAUAGACAGUCACAGCACCAGAAAACCACCUCUCCUAAUUUAAGUUUAUUUAAUUUAUAAAUUUAAAUUAUCUUUUUCCCUGAUUUGUGUUCAAGUUCUUCAUAUAAAGCCUAACUGGUGCCUUUAUGUUUGCUUCUCUUCUCACGUAUAUACCAAUCAAUUAUACUGAAGAAAAAUCCAUAGCGUUUCCUUGCUGCGUUGUGUUGUGUGCCUGAUAAUUUUCUCUUGUUGUUUUCAAUGGUGUUGAUGGAGGAGAAUGAUAGUUGCGGGAGUAGAGUGCACGAUACGUUGUCGUCGUCGUCGUCGUCGCCUGUUCAUUGGCGGCAGCAGAGGCAGAAGCUGGAGGUCUACAAUGAGGUGCUCCGUCGACUCAAAGAGUCCGACAAUGAAGAGUCCAAUCGCCCUGGGUUCGACGACGAUCUUUGGGCUCACUUCAAUCGACUCCCCGCUCGGUAUGCAUUGGAUGUGAAUGUAGAGAGGGCAGAAGAUGUUCUUAUGCACAAGCGCUUAUUGCAUUUGGCUCAUGAUCCCAACAAUAGACCUGCAAUCGACGUGCACCUUGUCCAGGUUCAUCAUAUAUCUGAUUGCAACUCAGCUGAUUCUAUGCUUUCGGAUCUUCCUGCUGAAGAAUCUCCACAACCCAAGAGCAGACUGAGUGUACAUCCACCACCAGCUUUUGGUUCAUCGCCUAAUCUUGAAGCCCUUGUACUUGAAGCAAACGAAUCUGAAGAUCAAGAUGGGGAUAGAUCCUUACAUGCUAAUUCACAAUAUUCUCGGCCCCUGCAUGAAAUUACAUUUUCAACAGAUGACAAGCCGAAGCUUCUCAGCCAGUUGACAUCCUUACUUGCUGAGAUUGGCCUGAAUAUCCAAGAAGCACAUGCUUUUUCCACAGCUGAUGGUUAUUCUUUAGAUGUUUUUGUCGUUGAUGGUUGGCCAUAUGAGGAAACGGAACGUCUUAGAGCUGCAUUGGAGAAGGAAGCCUUAAAGAUUGAGAACCAGGCUUGGCCAGGUCCUCGUUCAUACUCUCCAUCCAGGGAAAAUGAACAAGCUGGAUUACAAUCUGAUACUAAUCACGUACCAAUACCUAAUGAUGGAACUGAUGUAUGGGAAAUUGACCCUAAACACUUGAAGUUUGGGAACAAAGUUGCAUCUGGAUCUUAUGGCGAUCUGUACAAAGGCACAUAUUGUACCCAGGACGUAGCUAUAAAGAUCCUCAAGCCUGAACGUGUAAAUACAGAUAUGCAAAGAGAAUUCGCUCAGGAGGUUUUUAUAAUGAGAAAAGUUCGGCACAAAAAUGUUGUACAGUUUAUAGGUGCAUGUACCAAGCCUCCAAGUUUAUGCAUUGUAACAGAAUUUAUGUCUGGUGGAAGUGUGUAUGACUACUUGCACAAACAUAAAGGUGUUUUUAAGCUGCCAACCUUACUGAAGGUAGCAAUAGAUGUUGCUAAAGGGAUGACCUACUUGCACCAAAAUAAUAUUAUUCAUAGAGAUUUGAAGGCAGCCAAUCUUCUUAUGGAUGAAAAUGAAGUGGUUAAGGUUGCUGAUUUUGGUGUUGCUAGAGUGAAAGUGCAAUCUGGAGUCAUGACAGCAGAAACAGGGACGUACAGAUGGAUGGCUCCAGAGGUUAUAGAACACAAGCCCUAUGAUCACAAGGCUGAUGUUUUCAGUUUCGCAAUUGUCUUAUGGGAGUUGCUAACUGGAAAGCUUCCAUAUGAAUACUUGACGCCACUACAAGCAGCUGUUGGUGUAGUCCAAAAGGGUUUACGACCUACAAUCCCAAAACAAACCCAUCCAAAACUCACCGAGUUGCUUGAGAAAGGUUGGCAGCAAGAUCCAACGCUCAGACCAGACUUCUCUGAAAUUUUGGGGAUUCUGCAGCAAAUCGCCAAGGAGGUUGGGGAGGAGGUUGAUCGAAAGGAAAAGUCAUCAGGGGGAUUCCUGUCUGUCCUCAGGCGGGCGGGCCACCACUGAUGUUGUGGUAGUUAUUAAAAAGUUUGAUAACCCAAAAUGACGCCACGCCAACGAUCUUAUGAUUUGAUUACAUGAGUAGUUUUUUAACUGAUUUUGGAUCAACACUGUACAGUAUUUCCCAAACCAAACGUCUUUUUCUUUUUCGUAUAUUUUUCUCCCUUUUCUUAUUUCCCUUUUUGAAAGGUUGAUUUGUUAUGUCUUUGCCCCGCCCCGUUUAAUAAUCUCUUUCUCAUGUUAUUUAGUAUCCCUAAUCGGUAUUUAAGGGAUGCUGAUAUGGGUGAGGUUUGUAACUGGGAUCAUUUCAAGCAGGUUAUUAUUAACAUUAUGCGUUUUCUUACGUA
Tripterygium wilfordii is the source of this 2344-nucleotide messenger RNA. RefSeq names its product serine/threonine-protein kinase STY46-like. The record is from RefSeq and is a predicted model, not a curated record. Lineage: Eukaryota; Viridiplantae; Streptophyta; Magnoliopsida; Celastrales; Celastraceae. Gene Ontology annotation, biological process: protein phosphorylation. The coding region runs from base 270 to 2003 and encodes 577 amino acids. The transcript has 16 exons. Gene Ontology annotation, molecular function: ATP binding; protein kinase activity.